AUGUUUCAUUUUGCUGGUGGCUCGACAGAGGGAACAAUUCCACAUCCAAGUAAUACGCAAAUCUCGAAAGUACAGUUUUCACCAGAUGACAAUGGUCAGCUGCUUGCAGUGUCAAGCUGGGAAGGUACUGUUCGCAUUUAUCAUUUUCCUGCUGGUCCAGUCACUGCACUUGAGAAACGAGUAUAUACACAUGCCAAGCCCGUCUUAGCAUGCACUUUCUUCACCAGAAAUGAUAUUGCGAGUGGCGGUCUGGAUAAUUUAAUAAAAACAUACAACAUGGAGAGUGGUGCAGAAUGUAUUCUUGGACAUCACGAAGCUCCUGUGCGGUGUCUAGAAUAUUGCAAGGAACACAAUUUGGUGGCUUCAGGAGGAUGGGAUUCUGCAGUGAUGUUAUGGGAUGCACGGUCAAAAAGUUCAGCUGGAUUUGGAAAUAAUGGUGAUAAAGUUUAUGCAAUGGAUGUACACGGGAAUAGGAUUCUUAUUGGUACAAAAGAUCGUAAAAUAAUUGUGUGGGAUGUGCGCAAUCUUGGUGAACCUGAGCAGAUACGUGAUAGUCCACUCAAGUUUCAAACACGAGCUGUGAAAUGCUUUCCAACUGGCGAAGCUUUUGUUGUUGCUUCUAUUGAAGGGCGUGUGGCGGUGGAGUAUUUCGAUAUGUCAGCAGAAGUUCAGAAAAACAAAUAUGCUUUUAAAUGCCACCGUGAAAAGGACGAAUCUGGUACCGAAAUGAUAUAUCCCGUAAACUGCAUCGAUUUUCAUCCCAUACAUAACACCUUUGUUACUGGAGGUUCAGAUGCACUUGUAAAUAUUUGGGACCCAUUUAACAGGAAACGAAUAUGUCAACUGCAUAACGUUUCAUUCAAUGCAACCGGAACACAGUUAGCAAUCGCAGCGUCGUAUAUGAAUGAAUUAAAAGAGCGCCCUAAUCCGGAACCCGAAAGUACAGUUGUAGUGAGGAAGAUUACAGAUGUAGAAGCAAGGCCGAAGUGA
Molecule: messenger RNA, 990 nt
Organism: Cercopithifilaria johnstoni
Lineage: Eukaryota; Metazoa; Nematoda; Chromadorea; Rhabditida; Onchocercidae
Source: the annotation of a GenBank genome assembly